UCGUAUAUUUCGAUAAACUUCGACACUCGCCUAUAUUUAAGCUCGCACAUUAGCAGGUUCGCAUUCUUGAUGACAUCGUCGAAGCGAACAUUUCGUUAAAAAAUAUUGAAGAAUUGAUUAAAAGACUUUAUUAUUUAUUUAUUUUUUUUUCCAUUCACGGAUAUUCUGUUCCGUGUUUGUUUAUAUGUAUAUUCGAUCUUUGUAUAGAAAAUUUAAAGAAUAAACAAAUAAAACACAAUGUCUUGGUUAAUGUUAGAGACUGUUGGUCUAAUCGCCACUAUAUUUUUCCUAUUGUAUUAUUAUUCUAUGUCAAGAAUGGAUUAUUGGCGAAAACGUGGCGUCAAAGGUCCAAAGCCUCUUCCGUUUCUCGGUAAUUUCAAAGAUGUGCUCCUGGCAAAAGAAUCGACCAUGGAUUGUUUCGAAAGGGCAUACAAGAAAUUCAAGGAUGAGCCAGUGAUUGGAAUAUAUGGAGGUCAUGAACCGUUGUUAAUUUUAAGAGAUUUGGAUUUAAUAAAAGACGUUCUUAUUAAAGAUUUCAACAAGUUCGCCCAAAGAACUCAUGGUGCUAUACGAGAAGUUGAACCAUUAUCCGAACAACUUUUUCGACUGGAUGCAGAAAGAUGGAGACCUUUAAGACUCAAACUUUCAUCUUUCUUUUCGUCAGGAAAAUUGAAGGAAAUGUUCCACUUAUUCGUAGAAUGUUCCAAUAAUUUUGAGAAGUAUUUGGAAAAAAUGGUAGAGAAAGGAGAACCGGUCGAGUGUCGUGACGCUGCAGCAAAAUUUACCACUGACGUGAUCGGUGCUUGUGCCUUCAGUAUUCAUACGAAUGCACUUACAGAUGAGAAUAGCCAAUUUCGCAAGAUGGGUAAACAAGCUCUCGCUACAAACCUCCAACAAUUUCUCAACGAUAGAUUGAGGGAAUAUCCCUUCCUAUUUAGAAUCUUUGGACGGUUCUUCGUUGAUCACGAGGUCACUAAUUUCUUCGUAAAUGCCAUAAAAGAUGCCAUGGAUUAUAGAAUCCAGAACAAUGUGUAUUUACGAGAUGUCAUUGAUAUUCUGGCAGAUGUUAGGGAAAAUCCAACGAAUUGCAGUCUUAAAGAAGCGGACAAUUUAUUCCUGACAUCACAGGCUGUUCUUUUCUUCCUUGCUGGCUUCGAAAAUUCUUCAUUAACGAUCAGCAAUGCUUUGUACGAGCUGGCAUGGAAGCCAGAGAUUCAAGAGAAAGCUCGCACGGAAAUAGUGAAUGUUUUACAAAAAUAUGACGGAAAAAUCACGUACGAUGGUUUGGAAGAAAUGAAAUAUUUGGAAGCGUGUAUUUUUGAAACAUUGAGAAUGUAUCCAGUACUGCAAUGGUUGUCAAGAGAAGCGAUGGAAACUUACACGUUUACAGGAACAAAAGUUACCAUUCCAAAGGGCCAACAAGUCUUCUUGCCUGUCUAUGCGAUACAAAGAGACCCGGAUAUUUAUCCAAAUCCUGAUAACUUUGAUCCUGAAAGAUUCACGGAUGACAAAAUUAAAACUAGACACUCAAUGACCCUUUUACCAUUUGGAGAUGGCCCAAGACAUUGUAGUGGAAUAAGAUUGGCAAAGAAGCAAUUAAAGGUAGGAUUAGCCACAGUUUUAUCAAAAUUCAAAGUUGAAGUAUGCGAGAAAACUCAUAAAAUAUAUCAAAAAGACAAGAAACCACUAUUUCUUCUUCAACCUGUUGACGGUAUACAUCUGAAAAUAUCAAAAGUUUCAGUAUAAGAACAAGAAAAAAAAUAAGAUAAGUAUAAUAUCUUCCUUUUUUCUUUUUAUCCUGUAUCAUUUAUGAUUAUUUACUACACGAUUAUUGCUCAAAAAUUGAUUGAAUAAAACAUCAAUCUCACAGCUAUAUGUUGCUGUUCAAAAUGGUACAUAAAAUACAAAAGUGUGCAUGAAUAUUGAUUCGUGAUAAAUAAUGAUAAAUAAAAAAAAAAUUGAAUCAAAAAAUAAAUUCUUUUAUAUUUAUUAUCGAUGCUAGAAAGAAAUUAUAAUGCUAGAUGAUAAUGUUAUGAAAAUAACGCUAAAUUAAUAUAAAUAAUAAAUUAAUAAAUAAAAUUGUUUUAUAUAUAU
This is a messenger RNA of Apis florea (little honeybee), 2094 nucleotides long. Its product is annotated as putative cytochrome P450 6a14. Gene Ontology annotation, molecular function: iron ion binding; oxidoreductase activity, acting on paired donors, with incorporation or reduction of molecular oxygen; heme binding. NCBI's taxonomy places the organism in Eukaryota, Metazoa, Arthropoda, Insecta, Hymenoptera, Apidae. The record is from RefSeq and is a predicted model, not a curated record.